AUGGAUUUGAUACAAGACUAUGUGCACAGUGAUGAAGAAGAUCAUGCCGAAGAAGAGAUGCAAGCAGUAACCUUAGAUAAUUGCAAAAGUCUAUCCAUGGCUAAGGGGGAUUUAUCAUUAAUGGUUGCUCCAGAAGUAACUACCAAAAGUAUUUUAAACGAAAUAGCUAUUGUUGAUCCCAAAACAAAGGAAAUUAAGUUUAAUCCCACAUACCAGCAGCUCUUCCAGCCAGAGGCUGGACCAAGCAAUCCUUUCAAAUCAGAAAGUCAGAAAGCUCACAAAAACACAUUAACGGGCUUUGUUGAGCCAGCACAUAUUAACGACUUCCACUUCGAACGUGAAAUCAGAAGUUUCGAUACUCUUGGGUACGCCAGUAAUCCAACAGCAGAAGCCGAAAGUAAGUUCAUUGGUAAUAAAGAAGAAGCCGCGGAGAAGCUAGGAGCUUCAUUGUUUGAUUCUGUUAAAACCGGUGGUCAGAAAAGGAAACGGACUUACAACUUCGACGCAACGGAUGUCGAAGGGUAUACUGGUCCUUGGGCUAAAUAUGAAGAUGAAAAAACAAUUGCUAAGCCUGAUCCACAACUUCAAGCUGAAAUGGAUGAGAUAGUGAGGAGGCGACAAAUGAACAGUAGAAAAUGGAGAGCUCAAAUGAAGGAGCAAGAAGUUAUUGAAGAAACAUCUACUUUGCAUUUGAAAGAAGUUUCCGAUUAUCAAGGUAGAUCGUUCAUUGUACCUCCAGCAUUCACUGGUGUCAACCUUCGUGCUGAUUAUGUUCCUGAAAGAUGUUACAUUCCCAAGAAGCAAAUCCAUGUGUACAAGGGACAUUCGAAGGGUAUUAACUGCCUACAAUGGUUCCCUCAGAGUGCUCAUCUAUUCUUAUCGUGUUCCAUGGACACCAAGAUCAAACUAUGGGAAGUUUACGGUAAACAACAGUUAGUAAGAACGUAUACUGGUCAUAAGCUACCUGUGCGUGAAGUAGUCUUUAAUAAUGAUGGGUCUGAAUUCUUGUCCGCUAGUUUUGAUAAGUACAUCAAAUUGUGGGAUACUGAAACCGGACAGGUCAAACAAAGGUUCACAACUGGCCACAUACCAAUGUGCUUAAAGUUCAAUCCUGAUGAGGAUAAAAACCAUAUGUUCUUGUCUGGUAUGCAGAAUAAAAAAAUCAUCCAAUGGGAUUGCCGGUCAGGAGAGAUUGUUCAGGAGUACGACAGACACUUGGGACCUGUUAACUCAAUCACAUUCUUCGACAAAAACAGACGAUUCGCCUCUUCAUCUGAUGACAAAUCAAUCAGAAUUUGGGAAUGGGAAAUUCCUGUUGAUACGAAGUUGAUCCAAAACGUAGGAUUACACUCCAUUCCAACUAUGACAAAGUCUCCGAAUGACAAAUGGGUUGUUGGACAAUCUAUGGACAGUAGAAUUGUUUUGUUCCAAUUGGUAGAUGAUAAACUACGAUUUGCUAAGAAGAAGAACUUCCGUGGUCACAACUCUGCUGGUUAUUCCUGCACUACUGAUUUCAGUCCAGAUAUGAGUUAUAUUAUUUGUGGAGAUUCAGAUGGUAAAGUGUUUUGUUGGGAUUGGAGAACUCACAAGAUUGUCGCGAAAUGGAAGGCUCACGACAGCACAUGUAUCUCAGCCAAGUGGCAUCCAAAAGAAAAGAGUAAAAUGAUUACGGCUGGUUGGGACUCGCUCAUCAAGAUGUGGGCUUAA
Messenger RNA from Auanema sp. JU1783, 1707 nucleotides. The record is from the annotation of a GenBank genome assembly. NCBI's taxonomy places the organism in Eukaryota, Metazoa, Nematoda, Chromadorea, Rhabditida, Rhabditidae.